This is a messenger RNA of Sesamum indicum (sesame), 656 nucleotides long. RefSeq names its product histone H2A. Gene Ontology annotation, cellular component: nucleosome. The record is from RefSeq and is a predicted model, not a curated record. Gene Ontology annotation, molecular function: structural constituent of chromatin; protein heterodimerization activity; DNA binding. NCBI's taxonomy places the organism in Eukaryota, Viridiplantae, Streptophyta, Magnoliopsida, Lamiales, Pedaliaceae.
GUGGUGAAAAGUAAAGAAAGGCGCUGGUGGAAGGAGGGGCAGCGGCCCAAAGAAGAAACCCGUUUCUCGAUCCGUCAAAGCCGGCCUCCAGUUCCCUGUUGGCAGGAUCGGACGGUACCUGAAGAAGGGACGCUAUUCUCAGCGGGUGGGAACCGGUGCGCCGGUUUACAUGGCCGCCGUGCUUGAGUACCUUGCUGCCGAGGUUCUGGAAUUUGCUGGAAAUGCGGCGAGAGACAACAAGAAGAACAGGAUCAUCCCAAGGCACGUUUGGCUUGCAGUGAGGAACGACGAGGAGCUCGGAAAACUCCUGGCUGGAGUGACAAUCGCGCACGGAGGAGUUCUACCGAAAAUCAACCCUGUUCUUCUGCCCAAGAAGUCCGAGAAGGCUUCCGAUACACCAGCAAAAUCCCCAUCCAAGGCCACCAAGUCGCCAAAGAAGGCCUAAUUGAUCUUCUUGUUGAUGGCCGAAUCAUCAAAUGACUUAGUUGUACUUGUAUUUAGAGGUUGAGUUCCCUGUAUGUAAUUUGAAAUAGUGUUGUUGGAUUGUAGGAAAGAAUGCUGACAAUCAGUGGAGUGAAUUUUGUAGUUUAUCCUUGUUAGAUGUUUCAUGCAUGAUUCUGAUCAAUUGAAUAGGAAGAAUACUCCUGUUUAAUUUC